CGGUUGCUGCCUUUUGCUCCCGUUUCGCAAGCAGAGCACACCAUCGGCCAUCGCACGUUGCGUACGAUUCCAUUGGUGCAGUCUCUGCGGCUUCCGGCAAUCGAGCGCUGCCCCUCUGUGCAGCCCCCAGUGCAGCCCCCAAGUGCGGCACGUCGGGCAGCCCUGGAGCCGUGCGGCCUGCCCUUUGGUACCGUGGGACAGCCCUUAGAGCGCUGCGGACUUGAGAGAAUUGCGGCCAGCCCUCGGGCACCGCUGGCAAUGAGUGCGCCUGCGACGAGCGGCGCGAAGCCGCCCACGCUACCACUGUCCAAGGCACGCCGCGAGCUAGCAGAAUUGCUCGAACACGCCAGGACGCUCGAAGCGGACGGCGACACGACGCGGCUCCUCUCGCAGGACAGCCCGACGAGUGGCACUGAAGGCGGCCCGCAGAUCGCGCGCUGGGGCGUGAAGAUCAACGACGAGUACUGCAUCAUCGCGGCGCGGAAGGUCGACGAGGACCGGAGGCUGCGUUUUGAUGUUUAUAAUACAAGGACGUCGACGCAGCACGCGUUGGUGUGUCGCCACGCGGACGUCGUGGCGAGCGGCGAGACGUCCGUCGCGGCCGUGGCGCGGGCGAUCGCCCUCGAUUUGCGCUUCGACGGGACGAACCGGUUGGUGUUCGGGCCGCACGUCCCGGCGUCGUGGGUGAGCCAUGAUUAA
Messenger RNA from Pelagomonas calceolata, 699 nucleotides. The record is from the annotation of a GenBank genome assembly. Lineage: Eukaryota; Pelagophyceae; Pelagomonadales; Pelagomonadaceae.